Messenger RNA from Lindgomyces ingoldianus, 1608 nucleotides. RefSeq names its product protein phosphatase 2c. The coding region runs from base 1 to 1608 and encodes 535 amino acids. The transcript has a single exon. Gene Ontology annotation, molecular function: protein serine/threonine phosphatase activity; cation binding. Gene Ontology annotation, biological process: protein dephosphorylation. NCBI's taxonomy places the organism in Eukaryota, Fungi, Ascomycota, Dothideomycetes, Pleosporales, Lindgomycetaceae. The record is from RefSeq and is a predicted model, not a curated record.
AUGGUGGGCGCAACGCGAGAGAUGACAGUCGUGCGGAUACCCUUAAAGAGCGCGAAACAUCAUUUCGGCGUCUCUUUGUCGCGUGGCACACGGCCCUAUAACGAGGAUACCUUCCAGGCGGGCACAAUUGAGAUCCCGGCCUUCUCGAAGCGCCGCCCCAUGUCACUGACACGGAACCCAAGCGGCGCGAUAAAGAGUGAGGUCAUACCUGCUGAUAGUGCCAGCGGAGACCCCCAAGUAUUCUACUACGGCGUGUUUGAUGGACACGGGGGCAGCGAGUGCUCGGGUUUCUUGAGGGAACAGUUGCAUACCUAUGUUGAGGAGGGGGCAAGGCUGUUUGAGCUAGAGAGUAGUCUGAAAAGGAAGGGAAGGGCGGAGAGGUAUAUUGGGUGGCCGAGUAGUGUGGGCAGUGUGGACGAGAGGACUGCCCACCCGGAAGCAGAGGCUUCUGGUAAAGAUAUCCUAGAAGCCGUGGAGACGCAUACGCCAUCUGGCACUGAGCCGAUAAAGCCCCCUAAACCGGGGACGGAUGAAAGGGCACCGUCUGGAGGCGUCGACAGCAAGGCAGAACCGAUGAACAGCGCACCGCCACUUAAGCAAUCGGACAGCAUACGGAAAGCCGAAGAGCUGGAGCGAUGUCUCGUCAGAGAUUGGAGGGAGUUAGUCGGAGGGUACUUCCGACGAUUCAAGCCAGAAUAUUUCUCCAUGUCUGCCGGAGGCCGUGGCUAUCCCACGGAGAACGACGUCACUACGAAGCGUCAGUCCUCAAGCUCGGCCAUUCCUGCCGACGUUAGCGAGGGGAUUGGCAUCGAGACGGUAUUAGCGUACGCUUUCUUGAAGGCCGACUAUGACUUUGUUUCUGCCCAAGUUAGCAAGCAAGACGAAGACCCAGUUCUCGCAGACAGAGCCAUCAACGACGACGACAUCCUGGGGCACCCCUCACGAGCAAGCAAACGAAUUGGCGGAGCGAAGCGCUUCAAAGGCGGGAGCACAUGCAGCAUCGCGCUCAUAUCCACUCCUACACCCUCGCCGUACUGGCAUCCCGCCUCUCCCUCAACGCUCGUGACGGCUCAUGUCGGCGACACGAGAAUACUCCUGUGCAACACUGCAACUGGCCUUGCUGUUCCCCUCACGUCCAACCACCACCCAUCCCUGCCCCAGGAAGCAACUCGUCUCCGGCGCUACGCUGCGACGUUUGUGACGGAUUCCUUUGGCGAGGAGCGUGUUUCUGGCCUUGCCAACACUCGCGCCUUCGGCGACAUGGCGUCUAAACGUAUUGGAGUUAGCGCGGAACCCGAAAUUCGCCGCAUCGAACUAUCGCCUGCAGAAUACAGCUUCAUGGUGCUUGUCUCUGAUGGGGUGUCUGGGCCGCUCAGUGACCAGGAGAUUGUGGACAUAGUGAAAGAAGCUAAGACGCCCGAGCAGGCUGCAAGAGAUGUAACGAGCUUUGCAGUUGAGGUUAGUACAGACGCGGACAAUGCGACGACAUUAGUUGUGCGGUUGGGCGGAUGGGAGAGGCGGAGUGAGGGGGGUUUAGGGAGCAUGGGAACGAAGGAGUUGAGAGACUGGAGGAAGGAAGAGGCUAACAACCCUCGUGGGAGGAUGUGA